This is a messenger RNA of Talaromyces proteolyticus, 912 nucleotides long. Its product is annotated as Gar1/Naf1 RNA binding region-domain-containing protein. Gene Ontology annotation, cellular component: box H/ACA snoRNP complex. Gene Ontology annotation, molecular function: box H/ACA snoRNA binding. Bases 59 to 463 code for a protein of 134 amino acids. The transcript has 4 exons. The record is from RefSeq and is a predicted model, not a curated record. NCBI's taxonomy places the organism in Eukaryota, Fungi, Ascomycota, Eurotiomycetes, Eurotiales, Trichocomaceae. Gene Ontology annotation, biological process: snoRNA guided rRNA pseudouridine synthesis; ribosome biogenesis.
CUUUUCAAUUCUCAACCGCAACGACUCGACAGAAAGAACAACACCAGAAUCGCCAAAGAUGUCUUUCCGCGGCGGUGGACGAGGCCGUGGUGGCUUUACCGGCGCAAACCGAGGAGGUCGCGGAGGUUUUCAGCAGUCGUUCGGCCCUCCAGCACAGGUUCUAGAGAUGGGCACUUUCAUGCAUGCUUGUGAGGGUGAGAUGGUUUGCGAAUCAAUCAAUCCCAAGGUUCCCUAUUUCAACGCUCCCAUCUACCUCGAGAACAAGACACCGGUUGGCAAGGUCGACGAAGUUCUUGGCCCUAUUAACCAAGUCUACUUUACAAUCAAACCACAAGAAGGAAUCGUUGCGACUUCAUUCAAAGCUGGAGAUAAGUUCUUUAUCGGUGGUGACAAGUUACUUCCAUUAGAAAAGUACGUUAAUAGUUGCGACUAUAAAUUAAUCACUGCUAAUCGCACCACUUAGGUUCUUGCCCAAGCCAAAAGCACCUCCUGGUAUUAUCCGAUCGAUAACUAUGCUAUGUUGUUUAAAUUACUAACACAUUCAAGGUUCUAAAGUCAAGAAGCCUGCUGGUGCUCGGGGAGGAGCCCGCGGCGGCCGGGGUAGUUUUGGAGGACGAGGUGGUGCUCGUGGCGGUCGCGGGGGACCUGGUGGCUUCCGAGGCGGAUGGGGAGGAGGUGGUGGUGCACCCCGGGGUCGUGGUGGAUUCUCAAGAGGAGGACCUCGUGGAGGAUCUCGUGGAGGCUUCCGUGGACGUGGUUAGGUGGAAUAUAUCUUCCUGCAUGUCUCUUGAUAUUUUUUUCCGGCGUUUUGGGAAUGGACACGGACACUUUUCUUUUGCUGCGGCUCUUAUGCGUAUCUAUAAAAGUCUACCGCCUAGUGAAAUAGAGGUUGUAAAUUACUUCACCAUAGUC